Molecule: messenger RNA, 1686 nt
Organism: Naumovozyma dairenensis CBS 421
Lineage: Eukaryota; Fungi; Ascomycota; Saccharomycetes; Saccharomycetales; Saccharomycetaceae
Gene: RSC8
Product: Rsc8p
Exons: 1
Coding region: 1-1686 (561 amino acids)
Biological process (GO): positive regulation of DNA-templated transcription
Cellular component (GO): SWI/SNF complex
Molecular function (GO): DNA binding; histone binding; zinc ion binding
Source: RefSeq, a predicted model, not a curated record
AUGAGCACAGAAGAAACUACGCCCCUUCCUACCGAGGAACAACCACUACAACAGGUGGAAGUAGAAGAAACCCAAGAGGAAGAGAAUGCAGAUGUAAACAUGAUUCAAGACGAAGAAGCUACAGAGACAGUACCAGAAUCAGCUAUUGACAAUAAUAAUAAACCUCAUGAAAUAAACUACGAAGAAGAGGCGCAAAAAUUAGAAGAAAGAGCGUUGAAAUUCUUGGCUAAACAAACUCAUCCAAUAAUUAUUCCAUCCUUUGCACAAUGGUUUGAUAUAUCCAAGAUCCAUGAAAUUGAAAGAAGAUCUAACCCUGAUUUCUUUGAUGACUCUUCGAGAUUCAAAUCACCAAAAUCCUACAAGGACACCAGAAAUUUCAUCAUAAAUACAUAUAGAUUGUCACCAUUUGAAUACCUUACUAUCACCGCAGUGAGAAGAAAUAUAGCCAUGGAUGUAUCUUCCAUUGUGAAAAUCCAUUCCUUUUUGGAACGUUGGGGCUUGAUCAACUAUCAAAUUGAUCCAAAAUCAAAACCAUCCUUAAUAGGCCCAGCAUUCACUGGUCAUUUCCAAAUGAUACUGGAUGCACCACAAGGUUUAAAACCAAUGAUACCAACUGAAACAAUUACUACUCAAAAUGACGAUGGUAGUACUGUUGAAACGGAAGGGGGAUCAAAUAAGGUUAAACGUGGACCAUUCCCAUUGAACCUUUCAUUAAGACAAAACGUUUAUGAUUCAACAAAUGAUUUUAAUGCUUUACAAUCUGCUUCAUCAAAUAAUAAUAAACAACCAAUUAAUAAGACGUAUGUGUGCCAUACUUGUGGGAAUAAUGCCGUCACGGUCAGGUAUCAUAAUCUUCGUUCCAAGGAUUCUAAUUUAUGUGCUAGAUGUUUCAAAGAGGGUCAUUUUGGUGCUAAUUUCCAAUCUACUGAUUUUAUUAAAUUGGAAAAUGAUAGUAAACGAACAAAGACUUGGUCUGAUCAAGAAAUAUUGUUACUAUUGGAAGGUUUGGAAAUGUAUGAGGAUCAAUGGGAAAAAAUUGUGGAUCACGUCGGUGGUACCAAAAGUUUGGAAGAUUGUGUUGAGAAAUUUUUAAGUUUACCUAUCGAAGAUAAAUAUAUUAAUGAUAUUAUUGGCUCCAAGAAAGACGUUCAGAAGGAUAAUGAUGAAGGGACAUCCAAACCUAUUUUCAAUACAGUAGAGGCCGUCGAUGCUACCAUCAAAUCUUUAUUAGGCGGUCUACACAAGGAAACGCUGGACGAAGCUAUACCAGAAUCUGCUAACAGAUUAGCAGAGAAAUACAUACAAGAAACCCAAGCUGUUGCAUUAGAAUUAGUUAACUUAACGAUGAAAAAGUUGGAUUUGAAAUAUUCCAAAUUAAUUAAACUAGAAACAAGUCUGGAGGAAGAACGUGCAAGGUACAUUAAAGAAACAGAAAGGGCGAAUAACGAUAGAUUGUCAUUAAGUAAACAAGUUGCGGAAUUGAAUGAAGAAUUAUCUAAAUUAAAUAUUUCUAAGCGGGUGGUUCUAGCAUCUGAACAAGUAGAUGCCGGUAUUAAACUCGUGGAUAAUGAUGAAGAAAACGAUGAAUUGAACGAAACCAAUACAGCAUUGAAAAAGAUAUCUGAUCAAGAAGCCGAGGCUCUUUCUCAAUUAGAACCUCAAGUAUAUAAACCAUGGUCAUUGUAA